AUGGUCACCAAGUCCAGGUUAUCCCCUUUUGCUAACACCGGGGGUAGGAAGGAGAGGAAGACGAUGGAACAAUUUUCGGAUAUACAGGCUGCCUCGUCAGCGAACAGUCGGAAUUUGAGAGACUUUACAAAAUGGUUUUCUUUGAUUGAUGCUUUGAUGUUGUCCAGGAAGAGGGCUUUGAUGCCUGUAAAGAAACUGAGGAAUUCUUUGAUUGCAAACAGCAAGUUGCAUAGGACUUUGUAUGGAUUCAUCGUGUUUGAGGUUGCAUGGGGAGAUGUGCGUGGUAUUAACUAUUUGAAUGAGCUUCAGACUGAUACAUCACUUGCGAUAGAGGCUAAAGUCAUGAGGAGAUGGGAAUUUGAUAGCAUAGCUCAAGCAGCUAGGUCAAUAUUCUCUUGGUUCCCAGGGACACUCGAUGAACAGAUUCUCUUGGAAGAGCAUUUAGAUGCUGUAUUAGGAGAGGUUUUCCAUGAUGCUCAAGAAAGAUUCCCCCGAGCUAACGAUGACAUCAUCAAUGACGAAAUGUGCACCGGAGAUGAAUCCCUCUGUUUCAAUGUCUAUCCAGUGACAACGAAGAAUAGGUUUAGUAGAUUAAUCACGCCACCUCCACUGGACGCUCCUUACAAAAGGAGGAAAGUCAUGACACCAAUAUAUUGUGAGCUCGGGAUUUCUUCGGGAGAAGAAACAGAUAAUAACGAAACAGUCGAAAUUCUUCCUCAUCAGGCCCCUGACCUGAAUAAUUCCGAAGAAAUACCUAAACCCACAUUGUACAGAGAUGUUCUGAUUUUAUUCCGGUUCAAUGAUAGAGACCUCCCGUUCAAACUAAAAGACAUAAUCAUGUCCGAUUUGCGGCUACUUACCUUACUCGAAGCUGGACUUCCUUCUUGGGUUAUCUUCCUUCAGUCUUACCCGGUAUUUUGCCAUUUUUAUCGCCCGUGGAUGUGCCCUCUGGCUAGAGCCUUAUAUGUCUUCAUAUCUAUUAUAACAGUCCUCAUCGGAUUUUACGAUUUGUACAAAAACGUGCCCCUCCUCAAGGCAACAGCCUCGAGUUUAUUCGGACCCUUUUUCGACUGGAUAGAAAAGUUGGAGAUGAUUUCGAGGAUUAAGUAUUUAGGAACAAUGUUGUUUCUUCAUAAUUUUCAGAAGGCAGUUAAGUGGUUCCUCAUGGUGACUCGGACCGCUCGUACGUGCCUAUCGUUCGUUAUAGAUCCAAUGGCCGGGCCUUUUGCUGAGGUCAUGGAGUUUUUUGUACCCAUUUGGAGCAUUUUUGUGAAGCUGGCUGAGAGUUUCUUCUCGGUGACAUGGAUGGUGAUCGAGUCUUGUUUCACGAUGGUAGGGGACAUUAUAGAGAUUUUACUGCUUCCAGUUUGGUACAUUUUGGGGGUUGUAUGGAAUAUUGCAACAUCUGUUAUAUACCCUACAUUCUGGAUUAUAUGGGAAAUUCUAUACGCUCCGAUUCGGCUAGUCCUUGGGUUUUGUAGCCUUGUGGUGCAUAUGUGUAAAUUUGUAUACGAGUUGGUUGGAGACUUAUUGCUGCUUUCAAGUAGGAUUUUUAACUUAACGAGCGAGGUCGAGUCAACAGUGAGCUCGUAUGAGGUCUCGAUGUGGCGUUCGCUUUGGAAUGACCUUUUCUCCCAGGUUUUCCGUGCUCUGCGGAGUAUCCUUAACGGCUUUGUGGCUUUCUUUGCUGCUUGUAAUCGACACCGCCUUAGCAUUUAUAAUCAUAUGAAGGGUGUCAACAACAGAUUAACAUGUGCCGCUCGAAGAACAAGAAGUCCCGAAAGGCAUACUCAGAUCGGACAGAGUCCAAAAGCUCACACAAUAAGUCCACUAAGUAGGAAAGAAUUCCAGCAGAAUCACGUAAAAUCGAAGAAGACAAGAUGA
This is a messenger RNA of Striga hermonthica, 1884 nucleotides long. The record is from the annotation of a GenBank genome assembly. NCBI's taxonomy places the organism in Eukaryota, Viridiplantae, Streptophyta, Magnoliopsida, Lamiales, Orobanchaceae.